AUGGCGCCCAUGGCAAAGUUGAAAAAUGCGUCUCUUGAUAUCGAUCUUACAUGUGAUUUUGAGUCUUCAACGAACCCUACAUGCGGCUACACGAGACUUAAUGGAACGUUUCAGAGAGAAUACAGAGAUGAAGACGUUACAGGUUAUGUUCUUUCUGGUAAUGGUACAAUCAGGUCCUUACCCAAGGCUUUGACUGGCAAUGAGGAACUAUGCAUGAGUGUCGACAUAAAAGGGACAUCUGAUGGAGAACUAGUGGCCAAGGCUCACAAUGGAACUGUAACGAAAGCAAUCUGGCCGUUUUCUGCCUCAACUACCUGGAAAACAGAGAAAUUCAUUUUAAAGAAAGUUCACUCUACAGAUACAGAGGUCCAACUUGAGCUUGAGUCAUCCGGGAAUGUAGAGUUAGACAACAUAACAACAUUGAACUCUUCCGAAUGUUAUGGUUUGGCUACACCAUGUUUCAAGCGAAAUCUUGAAAACGGAACAAUUUCUCCUGAGCAGGACUUAUACAGUGAGGAUCAAGAGGUGCGUUACUCUUGCAGCAAUGAUUCCAAAUUAGAAGGGGGACAGACGGGAACCUGCAAAGCUGAGGGGUCAUGGUCCACAACACCAGUUUGCACUCCGACUACACCAUGUGCGAAGCGUAAUCUUGAGUACGGAACAAUUUCUCCUGAGCAAGACUUGUACAAUGAGGAUCAAGAGGUCAGUUACGCUUGCAACAAGGAUUACAUUUUGGAAGAAGGACAGACGGGAACAUGCAAAGCUGGCGGUUCAUGGUCCACAACACCUGUUUGCACUCUGAGAAGGCCAGCUGUAUUCAGCGACGAAACAAGCUAUGUCUCUGCCACUUGAUAUUUGGCGUCCUGAUUUUCCGUCUUCCGAUGCUAGUAACACACAUAUUAUUGUUGCUGUCAGUCGGGACCCGGAAUUCAGGCUUCAAGGGAUUUUUAAUCAUCGUGCUUAUAAUGAAUAUAACGGAGGCAUCUGUGAAAAUGAAUUGUAACUCUGUCUAUUGAAUGAUCGAUGAACAAAGACUGUAGAAUUACUGUAGUUUAAUCUUAAUUGUUAAUCACCCCAGUAGCUUUAUCAAAACUUACUAUUUCCACAGUUGAACAACCAUAAGAAAUACCCUGUUCAACCUUACCAUAAUACGUACCUACAGAUAAUACACACAUGUAUUUUAGCGCGGUUUCCGCUCCUCUCUUUCGUUGCGGGUGUUGGAACGUUUUAGGCAUUCUUCUGCUUUUUGUUAUCUAUAUAUUGGGAUUAAUAUGUCGUUUUAAAUAUUUGUCGUCCAACGGUUUGCCAAUCGUGGUGUACUGUUAUUUGACAUUGAAGCAUCAUGAUGUGAUUAUGAGAUAUAAUUAGGGUGCAGAAUACCUAUUAAUAACGUGUUCAAGACGGGUAAUUUAAAGAUACUUUUAAUUGAUAAAAUCCUUUAAAACGUCACAUUGAUAGAUUGGCAUAAAAGCUCGAAGAAUAUUAAAUUCCUACUUUGAACAAGGUCCUGCACGGGGAUAUACUUAUACUUUGAAAAAUAAGUAUCGUUUGUUUUGACUCUGCUCGAACUGGGAUAAAUAGAUCACAAGGAGCCUGAGAUACAUAGAUCACAAUCGGCCUGUUGGACGGUUGCAUGUUCGCAUGAUAUUUAAGAUAAUAUUUGAAACUACAUUGAAAAGAGACCGAUGAAUCGGUGACUAUGUUCUCUUAUUUACUCCACGUAAUCAAUUCCACUAAAUUCAAAACUGACGCAUAUAUGUUGAAUCGAUGCGAUUAAAUGCUCACUUAUUCAAAUUGUCAGUCUGUCGGGCUUUUCUUAGGUAGGAAUUUCAAUAAAACUGCAUUCCCUGUUAGAUUUCUACUGAACUCACCUUUUUUUGUAGAUGUGCUCAGAAAAUGUUUGAAUUUAAUAAUAUAACCCAAUUUGAUUCUUUGUGGUGUAAAUCAUUUUUAAAUGUUGGCUAUAUGUAUUAUUCAAAUAUAUAUUUCACGUUCAAGAAAUUUCAGUGAAUUACAAGAAUGUUUAAUACUUCCUAGAUAAUGGCUUCGUAUUUGUAACUUUAAAAUAUUUACAAAGUUUCAAAAAUUAUAAAAAGACAUCGUCAUUUUAUAAGUCUGGGAAAUCAGGGAAAAUUUGCAAUCGAUUCUGAUCUUAUUUUGAUAAUAAAAACAAUGGUAAAUGCAAUCUUUCUUUAAUAAACAGUUACGAACGGUCAGUAAAAUUUAUGUUUUUUCAAUUUAUAAGGAAGUUUCGACUUAUAUUGAAACCAUUGAAAAUCUACAAUUCUGGCAAAUUCAGACUCUCUCUUUCGUGGGAACUUGGCCAACUGUUUCUCCACAGACCGUAAAGUUUGUCAUCUUGCAAUGAAUCGUUUUAUGCAAAUUAGAUUCAUUUAGUAAACUCAAAAUUACCAUUUAACAAAAGUACAGAAUAGUCUUGAUUUUAACGUAAUUGGCCGGAAUGGAUUUACAUUACUUUUUCUUUCGUUUUCUCUAUUUUAACUUUUUUUACCGACGAAUACCUUUCCAGAAGGCCGCCUCUCGAUUAAAAGCACUUUGAGUAAAAGAUGUGUCGAGGAUAAUUGUUUUUAGAGUCGUUCUUGACUAAAAGAAUUUGCAUAUAGUUUUCACAUUUAUCGAAUCCAAUUGUUGUUAACCUAUUAUAUUAAUUGCUACGUCCAUAUAUUUCGAUGGAUAUAUUUCUCCCAGAUUGGAUGAGCUCUAUAUUUAAAAGAUUUUCGCUGAGAAAUCUUUGACAACUAUAAGGUGUAUUCACCCAAACUUUUGUGUCUGAAUUUUCAAUUUGUAUUUUAGAUUUAAAUUUGACAUGUUUUUCAUUAAAUUAAAGUUUCGUUGUGACCUGAAGAAAAUAUAAGGAAUUCAAUUUUAUCAGAAAACUUGAAUUAUUUACAGCAAUUACAUCAUUGUCUUCGCUUUACAAUAAACACGUUUUAUUACCCACACCCCUGUCGACAUAUUUAUUUUUCUUGUGUGUUAAUUAUUAGGAUCGAUAAUUCUUUUAUUUUAUUUCCUCAGGUAUUUUAUAUGUUUGAAUUGGUUUGAAUCAUUCCAUAAAUAGGAUAUUUUACAAAAAAGUCUAUUCCUGAUUAUUUAAGGUAAAAUAAAGAUGAUAAACAAAUUGAAAUUUCAGUGUGAUUUGAACAAAAUGUAAGAAAAUGUUAUCGAAAUAAAAGCAAUUGCAGCAUUGUCUUAUCUUUAAUCUCUAAUAAUUCAAAUGCCUCCUCCCCCUCUCCCGGGCUUUUAAAUCAUGACAAAAAAAUUCAAUUUCUUUUCUUUUCUUUUUUCUUGUAUGCGAAUUAAUGUGAUAUACAAUUUUUUCAUUAACUUUGCUCUGGUAUUUUAUUUUUUAGAUGUUUUU
Molecule: messenger RNA, 3379 nt
Organism: Styela clava
Lineage: Eukaryota; Metazoa; Chordata; Ascidiacea; Stolidobranchia; Styelidae
Source: RefSeq, a predicted model, not a curated record